AAUUCUAAAGAAGAUUAUCUACUGUGGUUGGCAACGCUGGUUUAUCGAAUUUAAAUUCAUCUGUGUUCUUCGUCGUCCAUUUCCUUUUCAUGGCGGAUUUGUUAGCCGUCGUGUGUGCAUAUUAGUAAAGUUACUUAUAGAAAACACAAUUUGAAAUAAUGUCGCAGAGUGCAGCGCGACCGCUCAUCAGUGUCUUCGAUGAGAAGGCACAGCCAAUUCAAAAUUCCAAUGUCGUUUUACCAGCAGUGUUUAAGGCCCCAAUAAGGCCUGAUAUUGUUUCAUUUGUUCAUCAGCAGGUUUCUAUGAAUCACAGACAACCCUAUAGCGUCAGUGAGAAAGCUGGUCACCAAACAUCUGCUGAGUCAUGGGGAACUGGAAGGGCUGUUGCUCGUAUCCCUCGUGUUAGAGGAGGUGGUACUCAUCGUUCAGGUCAGGGUGCUUUCGGAAACAUGUGUAGAGGUGGUCGUAUGUUUGCUCCCACUAAACCAUGGCGUAGGUGGCACCGUAGGAUUAACAUCAAACAGAAACGUAAUGCCCUCGUAGCUGCUAUUGCUGCCAGUGGUGUACCAGCUUUGGUGAUGAGCAAAGGACAUGUCAUUGAACAGGUUCCAGAAUUUCCUUUGGUUGUUUCCGAUAAUAUACAGGGAAUUUCCAAAACCAAGGAAGCUGUUGCUUUUCUGAGGAAUAUCAAGGCUUUUGGAGAUGUUAAGAAGGUUUACCAAAGCCAGAGAAUGAGGGCCGGAAAAGGUAAGAUGCGUAAUCGUAGACGCAUCCAAAGGAAAGGACCCCUUAUCGUCUACCAGAAGGAUGAUGGUAUCAAGAAGGCGUUCCGUAACAUUCCUGGUGUAGAACUUGUCAAUGUUGAAAAAUUGAACCUGUUGAAAUUGGCACCAGGUGGUCAUGUAGGCCGUUUCGUAAUCUGGUCUGAGUCCUCUUUCAAACGUUUGGACAAAAUUUUCGGCACAUACAAAACUCCAUCUGGCGAGAAGAAAGGUUUUACCUUACCCCAACCUAAAAUGGCCAAUACUGAUCUUUCCAGGCUUCUGAAAUCUGAGGAAAUCAAGAAGGUCUUGCGUGCUCCACAAAAGAAGAUCAAUCGUAGAGUACGUCGUCUCAAUCCAUUGAAAAACACUAAGGCUAUGUUGAAGCUUAAUCCUUACAGUGCUGUGCUGAAACGUGAGGCUAUUCUUUCAGCCCAAAAGAGACAGAGGGAGCAGAUUCUUGCAGAGAAACGUGAUACCCCCUUGCCUGCUGAUCAUGCUGUUUCAAAGACAGCCGCUUUAUUAGAGAGACGUGCUGCACAGAAGAAGAAAGUAGCGAAGAAGGCUCCAGUCAAAAAAGCCGCUUCUAAGAAAUAAACUCGUUUUUAUGUUAAAUAAUGUAAUAAAACAUUGACAUGA
Harmonia axyridis is the source of this 1400-nucleotide messenger RNA. Its product is annotated as 60S ribosomal protein L4-like. Gene Ontology annotation, biological process: translation. The record is from RefSeq and is a predicted model, not a curated record. Gene Ontology annotation, molecular function: RNA binding; structural constituent of ribosome. The coding region runs from base 159 to 1358 and encodes 399 amino acids. Gene Ontology annotation, cellular component: cytosolic large ribosomal subunit; ribosome. The transcript has 6 exons. NCBI's taxonomy places the organism in Eukaryota, Metazoa, Arthropoda, Insecta, Coleoptera, Coccinellidae.